Arabidopsis lyrata subsp. lyrata is the source of this 2591-nucleotide messenger RNA. RefSeq names its product pentatricopeptide repeat-containing protein At2g33680. NCBI's taxonomy places the organism in Eukaryota, Viridiplantae, Streptophyta, Magnoliopsida, Brassicales, Brassicaceae. The record is from RefSeq and is a predicted model, not a curated record. Gene Ontology annotation, molecular function: protein binding; RNA binding. Gene Ontology annotation, biological process: RNA modification.
AAGAAAGGCUUAGAGUGUAUAUUUUUGGUUGUUCUUGAGUAUAAGGCUGCCCCACAAAGGUGUUGAAUUCUAUGAUCAAAGCUCCUGCCAUGAAGGCAAUAAAGAAGAAACUUGAGAAAGAUAUUUAUGGAGUUGGAAGUAUUGGCCUUUUCACUGAUUUAGACAGAGAGAGUUUAGCAAUUAGACAGAAACCUGAGUUGGAAGAACACUCUGGUCUAGACAAAUCGAGAACAACGACUCAGGACAAACAAUGUUGUAUACCAAUCGCAGCAAUGUAUCCAAGUACCUUUCAAACCGAAAUCAACCCGUUCUCUCAUACUUCCACGUUAUUAAAAGCACUGACUCAUCAUUCACAGCAUAGGAACCUCGUGGCUGGACGUGCAGUUCAUGCACAGAUCAUCAGGACGGGUACAUCAACAUGCACCCAACAUGCCAAUGUCCUUGUCAACUUUUACGCUAAAUGUGGACAAUUGGCCAAAGCCCACUCCAUCUUCAACGCCAUAAUCUGCAAGGAUGUUGUGUCCUGGAACAGUCUCAUCACUGGCUAUUCUCAGAACGGCGGUAUCUCCAGCUCCCACACUGUUAUGCAGCUGUUUCGGGAGAUGAGAGCACAGGAUAUACUACCAAAUGCUUAUACUCUUGCCGGGAUUUUUAAGGCUGAGUCGAGUCUUCAAAGUUGUACAGUUGGGAGGCAGGCUCACGCACUUGUGGUCAAAAUGUCAAGUUUUGGGGAUAUAUAUGUUGACACUUCGUUGGUGGGCAUGUACUGUAAAGCGGGCUUGGUCGAGGAUGGACUUAAAGUGUUCGCCUUUAUGCCUGAAAGAAAUACUUAUACAUGGUCUACUAUGGUUUCUGGUUAUGCUACAAGAGGACGUGUUGAGGAGGCAAUUAAAGUCUUCAAUUUGUUUCUUAGAGAGAAGGAGAAAGAAAGUGAUAGUGACUAUGUCUUCACUGCGGUUCUUAGCUCGCUGGCUGCAACCGUAUAUGUAGGACUAGGCAGGCAAAUCCAUGGCAUCACAGUUAAAAAUGGGUUGCUUGGGUUUGUAGCUUUGAGUAAUGCGCUCGUUACAAUGUAUUCAAAGUGUGAGAGCUUGAAUGAGGCAUGCAAGAUGUUUGACUCGUCUGGUGACAGAAAUUCAAUUACAUGGUCAGCAAUGGUCACUGGUUAUUCUCAGAAUGGGGAAUCACUUGAAGCAAUAAAGCUUUUCUCGAGAAUGUUUUCUGCUGGAAUCAAGCCCAGUGAAUACACGAUUGUUGGGGUUCUAAAUGCAUGCAGUGACAUUUGCUAUCUAGUAGAAGGGAAACAACUUCAUUCUUUCUUGUUAAAGUUGGGAUUUGAAAGACAUUUAUUUGCAACUACUGCAUUGGUUGACAUGUAUGCAAAAGCCGGUUGUCUAGCAGAUGCCAGGAAAGGUUUUGACUGCCUACAAGAACGUGAUGUGGCGCUUUGGACAUCGCUUAUUAGCGGAUAUGUUCAAAACUCAGAUAACGAAGAGGCUUUGAUUCUGUACCGCAGAAUGAAAACAGCAGGUAUUAUCCCAAACGACCCAACCAUGGCAAGUGUUCUAAAAGCUUGCUCCUCUCUAGCUACCUUGGAGCUCGGAAAGCAAGUACAUGGCCACACAAUCAAGCACGGGUUUGGGCUUGAAGUUCCAAUUGGAAGUGCACUUUCUACAAUGUACACAAAGUGCGGGAGUUUAGAAGAUGGGAACCUCGUCUUUAGAAGAACUCCCAAUAAAGAUGUUGUGUCUUGGAACGCGAUGAUCUCAGGCUUGUCCCAUAACGGACAAGGAGAUGAGGCUUUGGAACUGUUUGAGGAGAUGUUAGCAGAAGGAACAGAACCAGAUGAUGUCACUUUCGUGAACAUUAUAUCAGCGUGCAGCCAUAAAGGGUUUGUAGAGAGAGGCUGGUCUUAUUUCCAUAUGAUGUCUGAUCAGUUCGGGCUUGAUCCAAAAGUUGACCACUAUGCUUGUAUGGUUGAUGUGCUGAGCCGUGCAGGACAGCUCAAAGAGACAAAAGAAUUCAUCGAAUCAGCUAGUAUUGAUCACGGUUUAUGCCUUUGGCGGAUACUAUUAAGCGCAUGUAAGAACCAUGGGAAUUGUGAGCUAGGAGUUUAUGCAGGAGAGAAGCUCAUGUCCCUUGGAUCUAGAGAAUCAUCAACGUAUGUGCAACUGGCAGGCAUUUACACGGCUUUAGGGCGGAUGAGAGAUGUGGAACGGGUUUGGAAACUCAUGAGAACAAACGGGGUGAGCAAAGAAGUGGGUUGCAGUUGGAUCGCGCUGAAGAAUCAGUGGCAUGUUUUUGUUGUGGGAGAUACAAUGCAUCCGAGGAUUGAAGAGACAAAGGAUCUUGUUAGUUUGGUUAGUAGACAGAUGUUGGAAGAAGGAUUCGUAACUGUGUUGAAUUCUUCUUAUGUCGAAGAAGGAACACAAUUAUGUACUUCUUUCAUGAUAUAAUCUUUUGUUGUAUUCUUUUAUAUUAUAGGUUUUUAAUUUUAGGUUUGUAACUUAAGGUGUGAAAAUGUAUCACAAAUAGUUAUUAUUUUGCUAACCAAAUGAUUAUUCACUUAGUGGCAUUGCGAAUAUCUUUUA